GUAAAAGUAUGAAUGAUCCGCAGGGAAUUGGUAUUUACGGCCACUGUGCAGACGAUAUUUUGCUCGGCUGGAAAACGGGCAAUAAAAUCUACAGGAUAGGUAAAUGGAGGGAGAAAUAUUCGCAUCUCCAAUAGAACCCCUGUUUAAUCAUGAACAUGCAUUGGAGACAGAUAUUUUGCAAGACUGGUUGAUAAAUCUGGCAAAAAAGAAUUUCAGGCACAUCAAUCAAGCACACUCUAAACAGGGCCUGUUCAAACAAGUGAAUGUUGUGGAGACUAUCAUGUAUGCUGCUGAAAAAUUGAAAAUAGCACAAGAAGCCAAAUAUCUUGCAAUCGAGUUAUUUGACAGAUUUUUAUACAAUCACCUUCAAGAUCUUCGUGAUCAUGUGUUAAAGUUGCCAAAAAAAAGACAAAUGAAGGAAUGGAAUAGUCUUCAGGAGGGUGUGUCAAACCAGGUGUUGCUGCGCAUCGUAUCUUGUUGUCAGAUAGCCAGCAAAUUAACAUCUCACUAUAAGGCAUUCUUAUUUCAGGUUGUUUCCAUCAACAGAGCCAAGAGAUUUCUGUGUACCUGUGGCUAUCGCUAUGCCUCUGAAAGUCUACUUCAAUCCGAGCUUAGAGUGCUAAAAACUCUGAAAUUCCAAGUCACAGAACCAACACCUAUUGUUUUUAUAGAAACUCUACUUGAAAUUUUAGGUUGCAAUAAUACUAAAGCAGAGGUGAAAACAUACUACUAUGUUGCACUCAAACUGCUGGACUUGUUGUAUUUGAAGUACCACACCUUUUAUAAGAUUCUGUUUGAAGUUACAAGUUCAUCCAAGAUACAUUCCAAGGAACAAAAGAGGGAGUUUAGCAAAGUGAAAGCAGACCAACUACUGCUGGCCACUGCAGUCAUAAGCUGCUCUGUUUACAUGGUGCAAGAGGACAAGGCAGACGAAAUGAUUAAAGAACUGUACAGGAUUACAAGAAUUUCUAAGAAUGACAUUGAAGACUUUGCCUCUGUUCUGAUUCAGCUGGUAGAAGAGGAAUAAAUCACCAUCAAAGUCUCAGUUUAUAUGAGAUCAAAAGGACCUUUAAUUUAAGCUUCUAACAGACAUGUUAAAUUUGACUUGCUCCACCCCUCUUUUUUUUUCAGGGGAGUGUCUUUUUAUUUUUGCAACACAUCAGUUGAAACAUGCAAGACAUGCCAUAUUUUAGUCUGUGAUACAAAUAUCUUUUUUGAAUUUAAUUUGAACUAUCUUUAUGAAAAGUUACAUUUUUUGCAAAGAGACUGUGAUUGUUACUGUGCAAUAUGUGAAAGGAAACAUGAUGUAUAAACAUUAGGAACAUUAUUAGGUGGAACUACGUACCAUUUUUUUUUACGACAUGUAAAAUAACCUGAUAUACUUUUUCCGUUUGCUUUAAAGUGUAUUAGAGUAGAAUUAAAUUGAUAUUCACAUUUA
Saccostrea cuccullata (small rock oyster) is the source of this 1438-nucleotide messenger RNA. RefSeq names its product cyclin N-terminal domain-containing protein 1-like. Bases 104 to 1027 code for a protein of 307 amino acids. The transcript is spliced from 8 exons. NCBI's taxonomy places the organism in Eukaryota, Metazoa, Mollusca, Bivalvia, Ostreida, Ostreidae. Gene Ontology annotation, biological process: reciprocal meiotic recombination. The record is from RefSeq and is a predicted model, not a curated record. Gene Ontology annotation, cellular component: site of double-strand break.